Molecule: messenger RNA, 1446 nt
Organism: Misgurnus anguillicaudatus (oriental weatherfish)
Lineage: Eukaryota; Metazoa; Chordata; Actinopteri; Cypriniformes; Cobitidae
Gene: cldn15lb
Product: claudin 15-like b
Cellular component (GO): bicellular tight junction; membrane
Molecular function (GO): structural molecule activity
Source: RefSeq, a predicted model, not a curated record
GGACGAAGGUUUAUGGUUUUAUUACUCUGACUAAAGUUCUGAGCAUAAAACAAACAGACUGACACAGAUCUCACACACACUGGUCUUUGUAUUGUCUCUCGUCAUUGUAUCGUACAAACGUACAGACGUCGGUGGAAGGAAUUUUGGAAUUCCUUGGAUUCGUGGGAUUUGUAAAUCAUGUCUACUGCGACCGAGAUAGUGGGGUUUUUGAUGUGUAUUGGGGGUUGGCUGCUUACGGCCAUGGCGUUGGCGAAUGAUUUUUGGCGCGUGUCGUCGUUCGCGGGCAGCGUGAUCACAUCUGUACGGCAGUAUCAGAAUCUGUGGCAGUCGUGUGCUGAAGACAGCACCGGGAUCUCCAACUGCAGGAGCUUUCAGUCUUUACUCGCUCUGGAUGGAUACAUUCAGGCGUGUCGGGCUCUGAUGAUAAUCGCUUUAGUUCUGGGUUUGCUCUCCAUCGUUCUUUCUUUAUUGGGACUGAAGUGCACUAAACUGGGCAGUACGUCCGAGUACACUAAAGGCAAAUUGGCUCUCUGUGCAGGAGUGAUGUUCAUCCUAUCGGGUGUGUGUGUUCUGGUGGCUGUAUCGUGGUACGCUGCCCGAGUCGUUCAGGAAUUUAAUAAUCCUUUUUAUGGAGGAACAAGGUUUGAAUUGGGCAGUGGUUUAUAUAUGGGCUGGGCUGCAGCAGCACUGGUCAUACUGGGUGGUGGAUUACUCUGUACGUCCUGUAAGACAAAUCCAGCACCAGCACAAACACGGGGUUACAGUUAUAACUACACUUCACAGCCACAGAAGAUCUACAGAACAGAUGCUCCAUCAGAUCACAGCAGUUCAAAAGCUUAUGUCUAACUCUGUCCUUUAUUGUUUUUCAUACUUUUUUGUUAUUAAGGGCCAAGCACUAAAGGCCUGCGUAUGUUAGGUUUAUUAUUUUGUGUUAUCAAAGGGGUUUUUAUAUAGGGACUCGAUGUGUUUCACAAUUUACAGGUGCUGAGGAUUUGAGGGCGAUUUUUGCAACGCUUACAAUGUUUAUCCAACAUGUAUUAAAAUUUACGUCAUUUUGAAUCGACCUCACAGAAAUAACAAUUUAGAUAUUUGGUGACCCCAAGAUAAGCGUAAAGGGUGUAUAUCAGCACUAUAUCACUGACACAAUUAACAAGAAUACUAGUUGACAGCGACACCUACUGGUCAAAAGUUAAUAUUUUAAAGUUAACAGUAAAGUUUUAAACUUCAAUUUUGUGUUUCUGUGAGUUUCUGUACUCAGCAUUUGUGCCAUUGGUUUGCUUGGUCUUGUAAACUGUAUUUUUAUUAUUUGCAUCUUAAUGCUUUUUACACCAGAGCAUGUAAAGUUUGUAUGAAUUGUAUUAAUAUGUUAUAUGAAUGUUACAUUGACACUCUUGCUUUUUGAAAAGCUCUUUCAUUUGUGGAAAUAAACUGAAGUCACUAACACGU